Molecule: messenger RNA, 4153 nt
Organism: Ceraceosorus bombacis
Lineage: Eukaryota; Fungi; Basidiomycota; Exobasidiomycetes; Ceraceosorales; Ceraceosoraceae
Source: the annotation of a GenBank genome assembly
AUGGCGUACAAUUCACCUCAUCGCGGAGGCUAUGGAGCAUAUGGAAGCCCUGCUCGAGGUGGACAUGGUGGAGGCGGGUACGGAGGCGCUCAGCCGCAGGCCUACUAUGGAGGGGCAGGUGCAGCAGCCGGUCACGCAGCAGGGCGCGGUCCUCGUCGAUCCGGAGGACGCUACUCGGGCGGAGGAGGCGGCGGUGGCAGGCACUCCCAAUGCGGUGGCGGUGGCGGUGGCGGUGGGGGCGGAUCGCAUACCUCCAAAGCCGAACAAGAAGCGGAUCGUAUAGCGGCAAAGAUCAAAUCCUUGCGCUCGACGCUCUUUAGAUGGGGUGAUCCGCAUCAUGGAGCUGGAACGGACGCGGCGAUAGGUCAAGGCGGUGCAGCGCAGCAGCAGGCAAAGCAAGAAGAAGCGUUCAAUGCGCAGAGCGAGAUGCACUCGUUCGCAAAGUGGAUCGAGGGUCUUUGGAAAGACCGCGAAGAGGUCAAAGCUGCUUGGAGAGUAAUGUGAGCACGACAAUGGGCUAAUAGGCGUCGGUUCGAUGUUGCGACUGAUUGGAGAUGGUUGUGUGAUCAUGCGCAGGAUCACGGAACAGCCACACAAACUUCCACUUCACGCAGCGCUGCUCGGAUACAUGUUGCUGGCACCAGCUACUCCCACAAAGUCCAAAGAUGCUGCUAACAAGAAAGAAGACGCUGAUGCGACUGUCGCGGCUGCCACAGGUGCGGCAGUCAACGCCCAAGCAAACAGUAGCGCGGAUCCAGACGAUAGCGCAGAGGCAGAUCUGUAUAGCCUUGGCCAAGGUCAAGAAGAGAAAGGGCAUGACGGUGAACAGACGGCAAAGGAUGAGACAUCUGAAAGCAAAAGAAAGAGGUCUGUGGCCGAGGAGCUGGAAGCGCGAGAAAAGACGUACGAGACCAUGGGUCCCCUUAUCCUCACCGACCUGAUCAAAGCAUUUCAGCUCUGGCUGGACUCUCGCAUGUGGCGGAACGUGAGGCUGAGUGUGAGUUUUGAUCUCGAGACCCCCCGCAGCGCUGCGAAGCGUUGACGCGUAGAGAGCACAUUGCACUUUUUUUUAGCUUCACCUCUUUGCUUGCCUGUUAAAUCUGAGAGUCGUCAGUGCACAGUCGUUCCGGGACCUGUUGGGCUCUUUCGCCUCCGUGCUGGAUGAGCCUGGAGUGUCGGCUGCUCGAGGUGAUCGUGCUGCAAUCUGCGUCAUCGAGGCGCUCUGCUGGGCUGGGCAAGAUGCACUGGCGGGAGAAGCAGGGGAUGGCGCUGUAGAAGCGCUGGCUGAUCGUAUUGGAACGUACGGACGAUCAAGAAAAGUCGAAGUUGAGCUCAUCUCUCCCUGGCUGAGGUACGCCGGCUCGGCAGAGGAGGAUUCUUCGCUCCGUGAGGAAUCCUUCGAGAGUGCCGUGACGGCCCUGGAGAACUUGCGUGCAGGCGGAUGGCAGCGACCAGCCUUCUUGCCGGUGCCCCUGGAACUCUUACCACCAGCACUGCACGCCGCCGUAGCGUCGCGCGAGGCAGACAUUGAGCUGCCCUUUAUUCUGGUGCCGCCAGACGAAGAAGAGGAUGCGGGUGGUGUGACGUUCACCAGCGCUUCUCUUGCCGCAGCUACCAACGGCGCAAGUCAUCUCAAGCAUGCUUCGAAAAGACGAAUGGUAGCGCAACAGAAGCGCGCAGCCGCCACGACAAAGGGAGAAGAGGAAAAGCAACGUGCGGGUGCUGGCCCGCCUCGACUUUCACGUUCUGCCCGAUGGUUCGCCGAGGUGAGUGCAGCUCUGUGCGAACGGCAUUGACUCGGCUUGGAUGGGAUCGUUGACUCGUCUCUUCGCUCCCAUCUCCUUUUUUUUUCUUUGUAGAGCGUCCCGUCAUCUACAUCUCCUUCUGGCUUGGUGCUGAGAUCGUUGCUUGCGGAUGUUGUCGACCUGUACGAGGUGAAUCGCAAAGAGUGCGCACGCAUCCUCUUUGACUUUGCGCGCUGGUGCAGAGUUGGCACCUUUGUCGGUAAAAGCGUGGAGCCUACACUGGGCUUGUGUGGAGAUGUAGAGGACGAAUGGCAAAUCGUCGAUGGAGAUGUGCGAGGCGGCUGGUCCUUGGAUGAUACGCUCGUAGAGGUAAGCAGCAGCCUGCAGACGCAGACCUAGCUGUCAUGCGCUGACUGCUAGUUGCGUCUUUCCACAGACUGUCUUGUCGAUAGCGUUGCAGCUGCCAACUCCACCUCAUACGGGGCUGUUCUACAGCUGCUUGCUGCGCGAGAUAGUGACGCUGAGCCCGCAGACCGUGGCGCCGGCGAUCGGCAAGAGUGUGCGCAGGGUGUAUGGCGCGAUGCGUACGGGUCGAGCGGACGGCGAAGUCAUUCGCCGUUUUGGAGAUUGGUUCAGCGUCCACCUGUCCAACUUUGCUUUUCAAUGGGCUUGGAAAGAGUGGUGAGAGCUGCCGCGCGCUUCCAGAUCCGAGAUCUGCUCAGGCGGCGGUGCCUUUUUCUGACGCUUCAUCGCGCCACGAAACGUGUCCCCCGCAGGAUCCCUGACAUGAGUCUGCCAUCGGCCCACCCUCGCAAAGCAUUUGCUAGGCGGGUGGUGGAGCUGGAAGUCCGAUUGGCGUACUGGGAGCGUGUCAAGGGCACCCUGCCACCGGAGAUCGCCGAGGGUGUCUUGCCUGCGCAAGAGCCCACGCCAACGUUUACAUACGCAGCGGAAGGUAAGCAAGCCGCUUCGGGUCUAAGCAAGCACCCAUCUUCUCGCACUAUCUAACAUCGCUCUCCCUUUUUUUGUGGCUCAGGUCAUCCUCAUCGGGAAGCAGCCCUCGCGCUCAUUCAAUCCUUUAGGGCUCGCGCUACUGCACAAGUGAUCAUGGCGAACAUGGACGCUCUCAAAACGCAAAUCGUGCCUGACCAGCAAGACGAUGCGAUGUACGAGGAUGCGGCCGAGGCAGCAAACGAUGGCAAGGUCAGAGAUGAGAGAGAAGCAGAUAUUUUGGUACGGGACAUCAUCUUCCAAGCCAUCCUGAGCGUCGGAAGUCGUUCCUUUUCUCAUUUCCUCAACGUUGUAGAGAGGUAGGUCGAGCUGCGUCGGUUUUAUUAUCAAGCCUUUUGCGUUGACACUUUCCUUGCAUGGUGAUUGGCGCAGGUAUCACGCCUUGCUGCGACAGUUGUCAUCCACGCCAGAGCUGCGCAAAGCUAUCCUGGCAAGCGUAGUACGCUUCUGGGCCCGUUCUCCUCAAUGGGUGCAGAUCGUGUUUGACAAGUUGCUGCAAUAUCGCAUCGUCGAACCGACGGACAUCAUCGACUUUGUCUUUCAACCAUCCGGCAUCCGCUUCCCAGACCUGGUGGUCAUGGGUAGCGGUGAUGGCGUCGAAGGCUCUUUUUCUCGUGUCGAUUCAGCUGCAAAGAUUCCUCGUGAUUGGAGCAAUGCGAGCUGGUGGGACAUUGUCAGAUUGACGGUAGAGAAGGUCAAUGGGCGUGUGGAUCAGGUUCGAAAGCGUCUGGAGGCGCUGGAAAGGGAAGAAGCGGCGGAAGAGGAACAAAGAGCUGCUGCUCAGGUUGCUGGGGACGAAGAGCGGGCCAAAGCUGAACAAGAGCCUGCGCCUGCGCCUGCGCCUGAGCCGAAACUGCCGCUCUUUCCGGGUGCCAGUCUUCCACCCCGUCCGCCUGUUGCUGCUUCGCCGAUGAAGACGCCAUCGGCGCCGCCGCCUGCCAAAAAGGCGCAAGGGACGAGCGCCGAGGCCAAGGUGGCGCUCGAAGCUAUCCAGGCGGAACAGAGAAAGGUGAUGCUGGGGACCACGCGAGGCUUUGCGAUGCUGUUGAAGGCGAGUCAAGGCGAUUUGAGCAGCGCUGGACCAAUGCUGGAUGAGCACACGAGCCAAGAAGCCUGGCUUGCUUGGUGGGUUCGCGCUUGGUACCGAGAUUUCGCACGAUUGGUGAGUCAGCUUAGCGCGCCAUCAAGUGUGUGCGCUUCUUUUGCAAGACGUUGCGAAACCUGAGCUGAUCUCGAUACGCUGUACGCCCCCCGGACACCUCUCCUCUCAGUUUGCCAAGCAGCUCGCAGCUAGCAACGAGACGAUUACGAGCUUGGUCUUGAAUGAGCUUGCGCCCUUGGAGAGCGACGCGGCGAGAGACAUUUUCGACAGGGCGGUCCAGAUGGCAAGCGAGUGA